AUGUUGAAUUUUGCUGGCGCCAUGAACAAGUUGUCGGUGAGCGGCAGGCUUCUGACGCUGAGCCCGGCGUUCGAUUGCAACUUUCGUGUGACCGUCGAAGGGCCAAGCGGCAAGUGCCUCUGUGGGCACCUCCCGAUUGGCGUAGACGGCCGCAUUCGCUACAGCCCAACAACUGAGAUUUUUGGGGAAUGGUCUUCUGCCGGCGUCAACGUGCCGUUUGAUUUUAUCCACGAGCCUCGGCCCCGGCUCGGUGCAGCACUGCAAGUCUCUGCUGUCCUUUGCCCGGCUUGGAGUGCAAAUCAGUGUCGCUUGACCCUGAGGGAUCCGGAGAUAACGGAGCUGCAUUUCCAGCUUGAUGUCAAGGGAAACGGUGAGUGCAAGCCUCGGCAGUUCGAUGCCGUUCGGUUGGAACAGCAGUGCCGAGCACAUGUCUCAGGCUCAGGCCAGCUCAGCGACUGGUCCUUAGUGCCGCACGGGCAGCUCAGGACUCCAACCUACAAAGAGACAGGGUCUAACAGGGGGGCUCAGGCAUCACGGCGGCUCAAAGACAGCUCGCCAUCGCAAGACAGCGAUGACGACAGCUCCGAUGACGACGGCGCAGACAGCGCUCCGCCCAGUGAGUUUGUGGGCGUUCCUUGCAUUGACCCGGCUGCGAAUGUGUCGAACUCGGAGAAUCGCAUCAUGUUCGUGGGAGUGGUGGCAUCGUGCCAGUGGUGCCCUGAAGGGCCGGUGCUCGUCGCGCCUUCGACCCUGGCGAUCUUCUCUCUUAUCAGCUCAGGCCCGGGAAGUGGCCGCAUGCCCGAAAAAGAAUGGCCAAAGGCAACUUGGAACAGAGCCAUUGCCACGCGAUUGCCGCGCGAGGUCUCCAAGCUGCUGGAUGAGACCUUGCUGGAAAGCUUGAACAACAUCUUGCGCCAUGUUCUCGCCAUCGGGCCCGGCAUUCUUAUAUCCGCAUGGACAGCAAAGCUGAUCUUCGUACAGUCCACUAUCCCAGGGUACUUCUCCUACUUUUUCACGAUGGUCUACAGCCCGGCAGCCUGGGUUCUGAACAAUGUGUGGCAUCAGACAGCUGAUGAUUGGAGAUUGUCUCUGGGCUUGGCAGCCAUGGCAUUCUGGACAAUCCCAGUCUCCGUGGUUGGAAUGAAGUAUGGGUUGCAUCGCCCCAUGUCCGUGGCCAGGGCCAUGAGUCUGGUGAAUAACCUGCUGUUGCUGUACUACUUUGUUCUUUUUGCGGCCGUCGUGUUCAUCGUGAUGUUUGUUUUCAGCGAUGAGCCGGAAAGUGAAGCAUACUUCAGUGUGAGUGCGGCUUUUCGUCGCAAGCUUCGACCAGGAAAAUUGAGCAAGGAAGGCGAGGGGUGCUUUAAAUGGGGGUCCUUGGCAGAGUCUGUUAGACAGCGCAUUAUUUCGCCAGCCGCUGAGACCGAAUCCUUCGCGGUGUUUUUCAUCACCUGCUGUGCUGCCACGGAUGCCUUCAUCAUGGUAAUCGUGAAGGCCAGACGCGGGGGGCCCUUCUGCGAGCAAGUGAAGUCGAUGCUCCAGCUGGCAAGGAGGGCUUGCAAGACCGCCUCCGCCGACAAAAAGAACAUAUCAUUGAACGUGCCUGCAGCCGAGGCAGCUUGUGCUGGCAAGCCACUGCCGACGGUGCAGGCCGUGUCGCAGCAUGCAGACUAUGCAGUGGAAAUGGCUCCCUCCAAGUACACCUUGGACAUCAACGGGAAGGAUCCGCUGGAGCUCCUUUCGGACGACACAUGGGAGGCACUGUGUUGCGAAGAGAUCACCAUCGUCCCUGCUCUCAAUACCGAGACAGACGUCGACUUGAUUUCAGGGAAGCUUGGCCCACUGCGUGCUCACACCCCGCUGAAGGUGAAGCUGUGGGCAGCCUUGCAAUAUGCGUCGAAGCACGAGUGCCAGAUCGAAUUGCCACAUUGGCUCGAGGCAUCGGAGCUGGAGACCAUGUGCAAGGAAGAACGAGCCGAACCCCUGAAGUUCGGCAACGUGCCGCGACACUACAUUGAGAUUGCGGAGGCUUUGUUGGCCAUUCCAAGGGCCUGGGGUAGCGAGUCAGCUCGUGAGAAGAGCCUGCUGAUGCUGACCAAGCUGAUCCAGAUCAGACGCGCUAAGAUUUUGGAAGGCAUUCAGGCCUUUGAUGCGACCUUGUCGACAGAGUUCAAAGUCACCGGCAUGUCUGCUGCGGAGAUCACCUGCUUCCGAACUCGUUCGCUGGCCUUCCUGGACACAAUGCUGGAGCUGCUGAACUACAGACUCGACGAGACCGAGAAGGGCGGGGUAGCAGAGGCUCCAAUUGAGGAGGCAGACGAUGAAGACACUCUCUAUGCCAUCGAGGAGCAAGUGACCCGAGAUUGGCUUCUCCUUAUGAAGGAGUCCUCGGACGAAGGCCAACCCUGA
This is a messenger RNA of Symbiodinium sp. CCMP2456, 2406 nucleotides long. The record is from the annotation of a GenBank genome assembly. NCBI's taxonomy places the organism in Eukaryota, Dinophyceae, Suessiales, Symbiodiniaceae.